GGAAUGCCAGUAUAGCAGCAAACAAGCCUUCAGCACAACACACACGUGUACACAUGGCCCUGGAAGAGCCACACCGGACCUGGGGAAAGGUCACCACUGUAUUUGCAACCAAGCUCAAGUCUUUCACCUUUGUGCCACUUCUGAAAAGACUGCCCGUGGAGAACAGGAUCUGGAAAAAGGUUCUUCAGGCUGGCAGAGCAAACCAGACUUCCCGAGAGCCAGGGGACUUUGAGAAGAGCAUGGCGGAGGAGGGUGUCUACAAGGCUGAGGUUAUUUACAUCCAAGAGAACAACACUAAAAGUGAGAUUCAGUCAACUGACACUUUAACCCUUAACCCCCCCUCCACCCUAGUUGGUUCUCCCGCAGAAUUGGGUAGCAUAACCCCUGCCAUGGAAACCAGCGUCAACAAACACCAUCUAGGAUUUCACAACAGUGCCGAGGUCAGCUCAGGUCUGUGUUUAAAUAGCUCGUCCCGGAGAGACGAGGUCCUUAGCCCUGCCGGCUCCCUGGAUUUCCUCACAUCCUCCAAGGAGUCGAUUCUCUCCGAGGGCUGGGACAAGGACAGGAGCUGGUUCUCACGACACGGUUCUCCGGGUCCUUUUAGCGGCACGGUUUCCCCGUGUUCCUCCGUGAGAUCGGGGACUUUCACCCCCUCCGUGGUGAGAAUCAAGCGGCUUUCUUUGGCUCCGGGCUCCAGUUUGCUGGAGAUGUCGUCUGUUUGCGGGACACCCUGUGACAGUCGGACGACCUCGCCCUGUCCUCUUUCGCCCCGCGCCCGGCACCGAACUCCCCCGACACAACUCUCCCUGCUCACGGCGAUCCUCAGGAAAGGCCGUCUACCCGUCCUGUCCUCUUCUUCGCAAAGACCGUACACUCCCUGCUGGCCCAUCAGUCCCGUUAACAUGUCGUCCUGUUUAGCGUGCUCGGCCGCCUCGUCUGUCGCACCCAUGAACGUGUCCAAAGCCAAGUCUUGUACCUCCAUAGACACAAAGUCUUUCCAGAUUUCAAAGCCACAGAUUUGGAAACGAGAGCUGGUUGAGGCACCUGACGAAUCCCCACUCAUCAAACCCCCAGAAAGACCUACAAAUCACAUCUCUUCGCCAAGCUUACCGGCAGUCCAGUCCAAUGCUCACCUGUCUAAAUCAAGUCCCAAGGGGAUUCGUUUGCCGACUGUUCCUAGCGCUCUUUUGUGUGGCUCCGACUCCGGCAUGAGAUCUCCCACACCAAGAUAUCUGUCAAGUUCCCGCAACGAGAACCAUAAAAACCCACCAGUGUCAGCAGAAUGUCUUGUAUCUAUAGAUCCAAAUAAGUCAGGCGAAUCAUUAACACAUAACGAUGACACGAAACCCCAUGGUAAGCCAGAAAAAUAUUCAUUCCCACUGAAAUCUGAGCUCUCCAAUGAACCACAUGUGAAACACAUAGGACGUUCAUCUGACCAUUUCGACUCCUUGGUACCAAAGUAUACUCUGAGUUCAUGUACAUCUCCUGCUCUGUCACACAUCAAUUCCAUAUCUCCAGUUUUAAGCCACAAAGAGAAUACUGCUUGCAUAAAUGAUGUGGAAAGAGUGCAGCCAUCAUCCCCGGCUUUUAGGCUGUCUCCCAUGGGUCUCGCCCGCCGGCCCUACACACCUCCAGUCUCUCCGGCUUGUCCCCCCGUCCACCCAAGCUCCCGGUCCUCCACCCCAGAUCGCUGCACCCGUCAGCUUUCCCCCUCUCCCUCAUACUCUUUCUGUUCAUCCCCCUCUCCAUCCCAAUGGGGAAGCACACCAGACUGCGCAGAUGGGGACUGUAAAAACAGAAAGACACACAGGAUCAAAUCCACCUACAAGGCGCUCGCUGCGAUUCCUACAAAUACUCUGCUCCUGGAACAGCAGGCUAUCGAUGAAGAUGUCAACAAGAAAGAGGCGUCGCUCAACCCUGCAGACAACUAUUCUUGGGAGGACCCACAUGAAGAGAUGUGCUCUCCUGCGCAGCUCCGUCAGCAGACCGCAGACCUGUACGCCACUAUUGAUGAAGUCCUCGAGGACUCAAUCCAGAAACAUCAGUCAGAUGUGAACAGAGCCACUCUGCAGUCUCUGGCAGUGGAGACAUCAAGGACAUCAUCACCAUCCCCAAAACUAUUGGGACGGGAAACAAGAUAUGCCUGCUCUCCUUUCCAACCCUUUGUAACGACUGAAAAAACACUGACAAAGCCUGGAGUUAUUAGACCAGUGACUGCAGCAUCCAGAGUUACAGAUGAUAAACAUGAUGAGGAAUUCCACCCAAAUCCAUUCAAGAACCGUCAAGAGAACAAAUCCAGUCGAUACCAGUACAAGUUCGCCAGCGGCGGUGAACCAGAAGGUGGAGGAGCGUCCGGAGACUGCAAGACCAGACUGACAUCUCUGAUCACGCAGACCAGGAUCUCCACACAAGAUCCUCCCGCCUCCAUCAACACCCAGGAGACACACAUAUGAUGCCUGAUCUGACUGGAACUGUGACCACAUCAAAAUGGUUGUUCAAUGCAACACAUUAUUCAAUCCAAAGUGCACAAAAGCAUUGAGAUGAAUUGUCCCUUCAUGGUGGAAAAUUUAAAUAAAAAGGCAAUUUGAUAUCAUUGACAAAACGCCAA
Messenger RNA from Pimephales promelas (fathead minnow), 2608 nucleotides. RefSeq names its product muscular LMNA-interacting protein (gene mlip). The record is from RefSeq and is a predicted model, not a curated record. Lineage: Eukaryota; Metazoa; Chordata; Actinopteri; Cypriniformes; Leuciscidae.